Messenger RNA from Morus notabilis, 1953 nucleotides. RefSeq names its product protein Ycf2. The record is from RefSeq and is a predicted model, not a curated record. The coding region runs from base 410 to 1537 and encodes 375 amino acids. NCBI's taxonomy places the organism in Eukaryota, Viridiplantae, Streptophyta, Magnoliopsida, Rosales, Moraceae. The transcript has 2 exons.
GUACCAGUGGCACCACCACAACAAAGUUGAGAAGAUAGAUAUUAAGAUGAAUCGUCUGACUCAAACUGACUUGAGUGAGUGAGUAGUAAGUGCACUCUUUUCGUGUGAUCUUGUUCUCUCCUUGUUCAUCUUCGUGUUCGUUAAUUUGGCUUUUCAUUCCAACACAAGCUGAUAUAUAGAGAUAGAGAGAGACUCACCGACACAAGCGUUUUCCACACCUCUCAACUACUGCUGCUACUCUCAUUUCUAACCACUAAUUUUAGACCCACCAAAAAAAAAAAAAAAAAAACCAAAGUUAAAAGCUGUUAACUUCGGCUUAUUCACACCGUAAUAAAGCAAAGCUUGGUUUUUCUCUUCGAUUGGCCUACUAAAUAUUUGGUGGAGUUGAAAAAAAAUUGGAAAUUUGACCAUGUUGAAGCAAUCUCCUAGCAGAAACCAGAGGCCAAAAGGGUUCAAGGUUAAGCAUGUUCUUCAGAUAUGUGUGUUGCUUGCAAUUUGCAUCUGGUUGCUCUACCAAGUGAAGCACUCGAAUGAUAAGAAGGCCGAGUAUGAAGAUAGCUCCUCGGAGAUAUCUCGAAAAAUUCAGAACGGUCGUGAUGAGAUCAUAACGCUUGGGAGGAGGGACCUCCGUCCCCUGGUCAAGGACACUUCAUUUGAUGCCAAAAAGCGUGAGGGGAAGGAAGAAGAUUCUGAAGAUGGGCCGGGCGGUGGAGAUGAUCAGAUAGAUGGGCAUGAUCAAGAGAGAGCUGAAGAGGAGGAAGCUGAGGGUGUGGAAGAUUUGAUUGAUGAAGAAGAUAGGGAGAGGGAUGAGGGAAGUGAAGAAGAAGACAAGGGAAUUGAUUUUGAGGAUGUGAACGUGUUGGAGGAUCAACCCCAGGAUGAAGAAGAAGGUAAAACUCAUAUCCGAGGGGCUAGAGAGGAACAUCACAAAGAUGAUGAUGCUUCUGGCUCUGUGAUGCGGAAUACAGAAUCCAUUGUUGGGAGCUUGAGAAAAGUUCAGGAAAAAGAAACCGAGAGUGAAAACGAUUUUGAAGUGGGGAAAGAAACCGAAAAAAAUCAUACCGAAGAUUUCGUAGUUGGUAUGAAAGAUUCAGAGACAAAAAUGCAUUACAAUUUCAGAGCUCAAAGUUACGGUUCUGAAAACGAUUUUGCUUCUUCCCGUUUAGACAAUGCCAUUUAUUCGACUUUGUUAGUCAAGGCUGAGGCGAACGAGCAGUCAAAAGUGGAGAACAAUUCAGCAAUGUUGCUUGCCAAAGGCCCUACUUCUCUCAAUGGAACCAGCAAGUUGAGAGAGUUGAUUCAUGAUCUAAAUCCAACUUCUAAUGAAAGAGAGGCAUACUUGCAAAGGCAUUCGUAUUCGACUCUUUCCGUGGUUGAUAAUUUCGAUGCAGCCCAAAAAGGAAAGGAAGUGCUUGAUGGUCCUCACUCCAUUCCAUCACAAGGAACUUUGCAAUUUGAUGGAACUGAUAAAAGCACUGAUGAGAAUGCAGUUUCCAGUGGAGAAUCUAAAAACCAAUGGGGGGUUGCAAUUGCGUAGUGGAGAGAAAAGCACUGAGAUACUGACAACAGAUGAGAAUUUAGGUGCUGUUGAAGAAGGAGAAGAAGAAAACUCAGUUGAUUCUUCGGAUUUUCACGCUCUAUCAAGAAGAUAGAGAGGAUAAUUCUUCUCUAGUGGAUGGUUUAUAAGAUUUAGGAAGCGGGAAAUUGGAGCAAACAACAUUGAUGCAGUUUCCUGGUGGUUUCUUCUUGUAUAUGUUUGGUCUCAUAAUUCAAAUAGGCCCUUGAUAUCCAAGUUAGAAAAAAGAUUAGGACUUUUUUGUUUCUACUUCAUUAAGUGUUUGAUAAAUUUAGAGGUAUCAGUUGGUUCCUAUUGAAUUGGUCUCUUACUCUCCCUUGAGGAUCGAACUAUUAUAAUAGUAAUGAAAAUGAUCAACAAGUGCGUCAAAAAAAAAA